Striga asiatica is the source of this 2251-nucleotide messenger RNA. NCBI's taxonomy places the organism in Eukaryota, Viridiplantae, Streptophyta, Magnoliopsida, Lamiales, Orobanchaceae. The record is from the annotation of a GenBank genome assembly.
CACAUGUUAGAGAAGCCAUGCAAUUCCGAUCCCCGUCGAUGCUACCCUUAACCGUUGCUAAAUCCCUCAAACAUAAUCCGCUUUUCUCUACCUUCAAAAUUACUUCUUCCGUUGUCGGCCGUACAGACUAUUUGUGGCGGCUGCGCGGUGUGUCUAACGGCGACCAGCAAAUCCGCCGGUUUUCUUCACGAAGCCACCUCCAAAUCAUCGCCGACCGGGAGAGGGAUGAGCUGGCCAGGAAAAACGGCUUCAAUCUCACCCAAUUCCCGCCUGAAAAGAUUCGGAAUUUCUCCAUUGUAGCGCACAUCGACCAUGGGAAAAGUACGCUUGCCGACAGGCUCCUCGAGCUCACAGGAACUAUUCAGAGAGGAGUUAAUCAACCUCAGUAUCUCGAUAAAUUGCAAGUGGAGAGGCAGAGAGGGAUAACUGUCAAAGCUCAGACAACAAGCAUGAUCUACACUCACGACCAUUCAUCAUAUUUAUUGAACUUAAUCGAUACUCCAGGCCAUGUGGAUUUCAGCUACGAAGUCUCGAGAUCCCUAGCAGCCUGCCAAGGUGUCCUUCUAGUCGUCGAUGCAACUCAAGGCAUCCAAGCACAAACAGUCGCCAAUUUCUACCUUGCCUCCGAAUGCAACCUCGCCGUAAUCCCCGUGAUAAACAAGAUAGACCUGACCUCAGCCGAUCCGGACAACGUCAAGCGCCAGCUGGCAGCCACAUUUGAUCUCGACCCUAGCUUGGCUCUCCUGGCAUCGGCCAAAACUGGGGAAGGUCUUGAGAAGAUUCUGGAAGCCAUCAUCGAAAGAGUGCCUCCGCCGAGUGGGAAAAUGUGUUCGCCUCUGAGAAUGCUUCUGUUCGACUCGUUUUUUCACGAGUACAAGAAGGUGAUAUGCUAUGUGGCUGUUGUGGACGGGAUUUUGCGUAAGGGUGAUAGGAUUAAAUCAGCGGGGAGUGGCAAAGGUUACGAGGUUUCUGAUGUUGGGGUUAUGCAUCCAGAGUUUAAGGCCACGGCUUUUCUGAUGACGGGGCAAGUGGGGUAUGUGGUUUGCGGGAUGCACUCGACUCAAGAAGCUCGUGUUGGUGACACUCUGCACAAGAGGCAAAGUGGUAUUCAGCCUCUCCCGGGUUUUCAACCUGCAAAACACAUGGUAUUCUCUGGUCUAUACCCUGCUGAUGGGACUGGUUUGAGUGAACUUGAGCAUGCUAUAGAGAAACUUACAUGCAAUGACCCAAGCGUGUCUGUUGAUAUUGAGAGCAGUGCAGCGCUUGGUCGUGGUUUCAGGUGUGGUUUUCUAGGUCUACUUCAUAUGGAUGUAUUUCAUCAGCGGCUUCAACAGGAAUAUGGAGUCCAUGUUCACAACACAAUUCCAACCGUACCUUACAUUUUUGAAUUUCAAGAUGGGAGCAAAGUAGGAAUGCAUAUGUGCACUGAUCGUUACAAAAACAAGAAACUCAAAUCUAUCUGGGAACCUACAGUAAUUGCCAAAAUCGUACUUCCUAGUGAGUAUUUGGGACCUGUCAUUACCCUAUGUGUCGAGCGUGAAGGAGAACAAGUGCAGUUUUCUUAUAUCACCAGCAAGCAGGUACUUCUGAAAUAUCGACUACCGUUGAGGGAAAUUGUCGUCGACUUUUACGAUAUACUGAAAACUAAAACAUCGGGAUAUGCAAUAUUUAUGUAUGAAGAAGCAGACCACAGACUUUCAAAAUUGAUAAAGCUUGAUGCCUUCCUAAACAACAAAAAAGUUGAUGUCAUGGCCACCAUUGUUCACAAAUCUCGAGCUCAAAAUGUUGGUGACAGCAUGUUGCAGAUGCUGAAGAAAUAUAUUGACAGGAGUCAGGACAAUUCGAUUAUGAUAACAGAAGCUAUCACAGGUCAAGUGGUUUCAGUACAGAGAGCUAUUUUAUUGUUGGGUUAUCCUUUUUUGUCUGAUGUGGGGACGUAUGAGAAGAGCAGGGUUCCAGCUGCACCUUUGGAUCGUAAAGGUGCGAAAAGGCAAUUCAAACCCCAAAAAUCUGUAAGUAUUCCUCGGGAGGCAUUUCUAGAGAGCAUGAAGCUUUCUUAGGAGAAAUCAUAAAAGGGAGGCAAGUUUAUUAGUCCUUAAUUAUUUUCACGUGGAUUUAUGUGAAUAGAGUCGACAUUGAUAUAUUUUGUGAUCUUGUUCGUCUUACUAAUCGUAUCGAUGUAGUGCGAAUUUCACUUUACUACCGGCUAAUUUUCACUUUACCAUCAACCAAUUGAUCUUCCGUGUAUUUG